AGAAAUGAAUACUUCCUGUGUGAAAUUAGCUGUUAUAUGAAGUGCAGGUUGAUGACUUUAUGUUGUGAUGAUUUUUUAAAACGAAAGUAAUUAUUUAAAAUGAAUAUAAUUUUUAUGCGCAUUUUUAAGUAAACUUUCGAAGGAGUAUGAUUGCAUUUAUAAUUAAAUAAAUCGAAAAAUAAGUUAUUCAGGUUAUUCUCAACAUAAAAAAUGGUUAAACAACCAAAAAAAGGAAUUUUAGAUGGAGGAGAGGCUAACCCGGAACACAUUUAUAAACACAAAAAGAACAACCAUCACUCAAUCACCACAUUUGAUGCUUCUAUAUUAUGUUUUUACAUAGGAACACUUUUUGUAAUAACUAUGUAUAUAGAUAAACAACUUCCAAUUGGUUUAAAAUUAAUUGAUGAGCAAUCAAAUCCAGAUGCAUUUAUAGCUGAACGGGCCCAAAAAGAUUUACAAAAUUUAACAGAUUUAGGCCCAAGGGUUGUAGGUACCGCUGCGAACGAAAUUUAUGCAGUAAAAUUUUUACAAGACACUUUAACAGACAUCAAAGAAAAAGCAAAUCAAAUUCAUGAGAUUGAUAUUGAAACUGAAAUAGUUAGUGGAUCUUAUUAUUUAGAUUAUCGCCCAUUUGGAGGUUAUAACGCUUAUGGAAAUGUUCAAAAUAUUGUCGUUAAAUUAACCGGUAAAAAUCAGAAUUCUAAAGGAAUUUUACUAAAUUCGCAUUUUGAUUCCGUCCCUACAAGCCCUGGUGGUAGCGAUGAUGGUAUUAAUUGCGCUGCCAUGUUAGAAAUUUUACGAAAAUUAACACAAUCUCCAAGACAAUUAGAAAAUACAAUUUAUUUUUUGUUUAAUGGUGCUGAAGAAACACCAUUACAUGCAUCUCAUGGAUUUACAGCAAACAACAAAUGGGCGAAAAAUGUUGGUGUUUUAAUUAAUUUAGAGGCCGCUGGUUCUGGUGGGAAAGAAAUUUUAUUUCAAUCUGGCCCGGGUCAUUCUUGGUUGCUCGAUUAUUACAAAAAUGUUCCUCAUCCUCACGGACAAGCUGCUGGCGAAGAAAUUUUUCAAAGUAAUGUGAUUCCUUCAGAUACCGAUUUUCGAAUUUUUAGAGAUUUUGGUGGAUUAAUCGGUUAUGAUAUAGCGUUCGUACGAAAUGGAUAUAGAUAUCAUACGAAACAUGAUAAUUUCGAAAAUAUUCCGUUGGGAUCAUAUCAACACGUCGGCGAUAAUAUUUUGGAUUUAGUGAAAAGAUUGGGCGAUGCAGACGAAUUAAAUCUGAAUAAUUUUGGGUCAAAUAAUGAAAAAAAAUCCGUGUAUUUUGACAUUUUCGGAUUUUAUAUGAUAAGUUAUAAUGAAAUUGCUGCGGUUGUUAUUAACGUAUUGGUGACGGCGUUGUCGUUUAUGAUGUCGUCGUUAACUCUGGUUAAAUUUGGAUUGAGAAGGGAGAAAAAUGGAAAAAAAUAUUUCUUUUUUGUUGUUGGGAAAUUUCAAUUACUUAUAAUAGCUGGGUGGGUUUUAGCUGUAAUUUCAACGAUACUUAUGGGGGUAUUUUUAGAUUGGGUUAAUCAUACAAUGUCUUGGUAUUCGAAACCUUGGUUGUUAAUUGGUUUAUAUGUUAUACCUAGUUGUGUAUCUUGUUAUUUGCCAUUGAUGUUAUGGAAUAAAUUUAAAAGAAGAUCUAAAUUAGGAAUAAAUGUACAAAGUCAAGUUAUAAAUAUCUCAAACCGUUUAAUUUGGACCUUCCUCUUAUUCAUUGGAACUUAUCUUGGGAUACGAUCAUCCUAUGUUCUUAUGAUUCCAGUUUUAUUCAAUUCAUUAGCAUCGGCGAUUAUUUUUAUUUGUAAUCUUCAAUACUCAACCAAACUCUGGAGAUAUUUGUACUUAAUAGCAAACAGUCCACCCAUAAUGAUGAUUAUGUGCCAAGCGAUUUUGGUGUUAUCACUUUUUAUUCCUAUCACAAGUCGCAUAGGAAGCGAUAAGAAUCCAGAAAUUAUUAUUGGAAUUAUAACGUGUUUAAUAGUAAUAUUGAUUUCUUCGUUUUUCAUACAUUACAUUCCGUUAUUAAAAAAUUCUAAUAUUAUUUUUAUUCCAUUGAUUGUUACUUUUAUAACAGUUGGAUUAGUUUUUUCACCAAUUGGGUUUCCAUAUAGUGGUGAUAACCGUGUGCCAACACCACAAAGAUAUAUGAUCUAUCAUACAAAUAGAUAUGUUCAUGAUGAACAUCAAAAUGUAAUAAAAGAAGAUGCUGGAUUUUAUGUAAUAAACAUGGAUAGAAAUUCACCACAUGUAUUAAAACCUUAUAUGCCUGAUAUAGAAGAAUUCAAACUCAAAGUGGAUGAUUGUAAACAAGUAUUAGUUUGUGGUUUACCAUUGCCCUCACCAAGAGUAUUAGCUAUAAUGAGUGAACAAUUAUGGAUUCCUGGAUCAUCACAUUCACCAAACGCUGAAAGACCAAAACUUAUUGUAACAUCCAAGCAAUUAUCGCCAACAAUCCGAGAAUACCAAUGUAUUGCAAAGGGUCCUUCUCGUAUGAACAUAUUUUUCUCACCAACAUUGAAGUUAAUUAAGACAAGUUUGUCAGAUGUCGUUCCAGAAAAUGUUGCAACGUGGAAUAAUCGUUCCAUUUAUUUCAUUAAUUAUGUUACGGGCGAAUCCAGAAAAGAUUUGGAAUUUUCCAUUCAACUUGAAACUCCUAUUAAUUGGACACCAGAACCGGUUUUAACUAUAGCUUUAGCUGGUCAUGAAUUUCAUUAUGAUUCGAAGUUUGAGAAGUUUCUUAAAGAAUUUCCGUCAUGGGCUGACAUAAUUCCACUACAAUCUACUUUUGAAUCAUGGAUUUUUUAGAAAAAAAUUAGAUUUAAAUGUUAUUUUAUAGUUUUAUUUAUAUGAAGCAAUAAAGGUGUUUAAAUAAA
Onthophagus taurus is the source of this 2912-nucleotide messenger RNA. Its product is annotated as endoplasmic reticulum metallopeptidase 1. Gene Ontology annotation, molecular function: metalloexopeptidase activity. NCBI's taxonomy places the organism in Eukaryota, Metazoa, Arthropoda, Insecta, Coleoptera, Scarabaeidae. Gene Ontology annotation, biological process: proteolysis. The record is from RefSeq and is a predicted model, not a curated record.